This is a messenger RNA of Anoplopoma fimbria (sablefish), 1094 nucleotides long. RefSeq lists its product as uncharacterized. The transcript has 6 exons. NCBI's taxonomy places the organism in Eukaryota, Metazoa, Chordata, Actinopteri, Perciformes, Anoplopomatidae. The coding region runs from base 1 to 1005 and encodes 334 amino acids. The record is from RefSeq and is a predicted model, not a curated record.
AUGGGAAGAAGAAUGCUGCUGUGUGUCUAUUUGCUCAUCUUCGUCAUUUUCCAAGAGGCGUCUGGCUUGAAGAUUCAGAACAAGCUGCUGGUGAAAUGUCUGCAGGUGCAGAGAGGAACUUUGGGAGGCAGAGUGUCUCUGGGUGAUUGCAGACCAGAUUCAGCCUUACAGGAAUGGCGUUGGCUCCCGGAGAGCCAGGCUCUCAGCAAUCACCACACCGGGGAGUGUCUGACUGCACCGGGAGAGCAGUAUGAAGGUGUCCACCUGCAGCCUUGCAUCUUUAGGCCAGAAAGUGACAAGAAUGAUGCCGGGGUGGCAGCGGUGGAUAAAGGCAGAGAGGCAAGCAGCCAGGCAUGGUCCUGUUCCAAGAAAGGCCACCUCACCUUGGUAGGGAGGGGGCUGCACCUCAGUGCAACACAAGAAUCCACUUUGGUCUUCCUUUUGAGGGAAUAUAAGCAGCCUGGCAGCAGGUGGCGGGCACUUGACAACCAAACACUGUGCAACGGGAGAAACAACCAACACCAACCUCACCACAAUCUGGGGAAAUCGUUGGAAGCUAGGACAAGUUCCAUCUCUGACAAUAAGGGUGAACCAUUAGAAGGUAUGCUGGCAGUUGAAGUCACAGAAACAUAUCCUGUGAUGGAUGUGCCUCUUUCAUCCCAGAGCACCAAGUCCCCUGCAGAUCCCACCAUGGUUUUCUUCAGUAUAGACUAUGGAAUGGGCUGGAAAAUAACCAUGCUGGUACUAAGCUCUUUGGCUCUGGUCCUGGGCACUGUGAUUCUCAUCCUCAAUGUUUACUCCAACAGGAGGAAGAAGGUGGUGUGUGUUUUGAAGUCGUACACUCCGAGGCCUGAGGUGAGUGUUCCUGGGUCCCCGGUGCCCAGUGAAAGAGCCCCGCUGACAGAGCAUGCCAUGCGCCUCCCGCACUCCUCCCCCUCUUUACAACGAGGGGAAAUCCUGAUUGAGUGGAAGGACGGAACUGUUACUCCACUUUACGAGGCCUGAAGGUCGUUCUGUUAAGGCAUUUCUGGACAUGCCAUGGUUGUUUGUCCCAGGUUAAAGUAUGUGUGUGUCUUCUGAAUGUAUCUGAAGGG